Prunus persica (peach) is the source of this 1312-nucleotide messenger RNA. RefSeq names its product gibberellin 20-oxidase-like protein. Gene Ontology annotation, molecular function: dioxygenase activity. Lineage: Eukaryota; Viridiplantae; Streptophyta; Magnoliopsida; Rosales; Rosaceae. The record is from RefSeq and is a predicted model, not a curated record. The transcript has 2 exons. The coding region runs from base 40 to 1026 and encodes 328 amino acids.
UUUACCUACAUUCUAGGCUCUAGCUAGACUCUAGAGGCAAUGUCAGAAAUACCUCAAACUUCUGUUAAACUUCCCAUGCUAGACAUUUCUCAGCCAAUAUUGCACCCUUCUUCUUUAUCCUCUCUAGCUGAAGCCUUCAAAACAUGGGGCUUCUUGCACAUCACCAAUCAUGGGAUCUCCAAAGAUCUUUUCAGAAAACUAUAUUCACUUUCAAAUGGCCUCUUCAGCCUCCCUUCUGAUACUAAACUCAAACUUGGUCCUUUCUCUUCUGCAAAAACUUAUACUCCUCAUUUCAUAGCCUCUCCGUUCUUUGAAAGCCUCAGAGUUUCUGGCCCAAAGUUCUUUGAGUCUGCUCAAACUUCUGCCAAUGUUCUCUUUGACCAACACAACUCUGAAUUCAGUGAGAUAUUACAAGAAUAUGGGAGCAAGAUGACAGAAUUAUCGAAGAAAAUCGUGAAGAUCGCGCUGAUGAGCUUGGGGGAUGGUUUGGUAAAGAAAUUUUAUGAAUCUGAAUUCCAAAAUUGUCAUGGUUACUUGAGAAUAAAUAACUACUCAGCUCCAGAAAGCUUGGAAGAUCAUGAAGAUGAGGUUGAAGGACUUGGAAUGCACACAGACAUGAGCUGUGUAACAAUUGUGUACCAAGAUGAAAUCGGAGGGCUUCAAGUGAGAUCAAAGGAGGGUAAGUGGAUGGACAUAAGCCCAUGUGAGGGGACCUUGGUGGUGAACAUAGGGGAUAUGUUUCAAGCCUGGAGCAAUGAGAAGUUAAGGUCAUCAGAACAUAGAGUCAUUCUAAAGCAGCCGGUGAACCGCUUUUCUCUGGCCUACUUUUGGUGUUUUGAAGAUGAGAAGGUGAUAUUUGCACCAGAUGAUGUGGUGGGGGAAGAGAAUGUGAGGAUUUACAAGCCAUUUGUUUGCUUGGACUAUUUGAAAUUCAGAGAGAGCAAUGAGAGAGGGAAGUUUGAAAAGGUUGGGUUUACUGUAAGGGAUUUUGCUGGGAUUAAACAGCAAGCCAAAUGUGACAGUUGAAAAAACAAAAACAACAAAUUGAAGCUCCUCUUGUAAUUAAAGUAAUUAUAGUUAGGCAUUGUAUUAAGUAAUAAUCUGGCUUUAAAAUUGUAAUGUUUGUGCUAAAUUUGUUUGUGCCAGUGUGCUUGCGUGAGAUGCAGAGAAGAAAUUGGUAGGAGUUAGUUGAGUUUGAGGAGCCUUGACUUGUUGGUAGUUGAUAGGAGAAAAGGUGUACAGUUGGAAUCUCAACUUCCAACUUAUUUGCAUUAUUAUUAUACAAUCCUUGAAUUGGUGUUCUUAUGGAAUU